UACGAUGAAACCAGGUCCUCCACCGAUGAGCUUGAAACAGUUUAUGAAUAGUAGGCAAGUUUUGAAGUUGUAUAAAAAAAUUUUAAAGACCAUAAAGUUGAUUCCUGAUGAAGCUGAUCAAGAGUACAUGAGAAACUGGGCUAGAUCAGAUUUCAGAACUUACAAAAAUGUCACGGAUGAUUUACAAUUAAAAGCCUUGCUAGACCAUGGUGAAAAAUCUCUUCGUGAACUUCAGAAAAACUUGGGCAGAUCUCAGUAAAACAAACGAAUUUUGC
This is a messenger RNA of Copidosoma floridanum, 275 nucleotides long. Its product is annotated as LYR motif-containing protein 2. The record is from RefSeq and is a predicted model, not a curated record. Gene Ontology annotation, cellular component: mitochondrion. NCBI's taxonomy places the organism in Eukaryota, Metazoa, Arthropoda, Insecta, Hymenoptera, Encyrtidae.